This is a messenger RNA of Fusarium fujikuroi IMI 58289, 312 nucleotides long. RefSeq lists its product as uncharacterized. The transcript has 2 exons. Bases 1 to 312 code for a protein of 103 amino acids. Lineage: Eukaryota; Fungi; Ascomycota; Sordariomycetes; Hypocreales; Nectriaceae. The record is from RefSeq and is a predicted model, not a curated record.
AUGCAUACAAGCAAAGCGAAAGCGUCCACCAAGAAGCCAAGGGCGGCAAAGACGCCAAAGGUCAAAUACAGAAGGAUGACAAUCACAAAAAACCGUGCAUGCACAAGAGACGUGUACCGAGACUUAUACCACCACUCCAAGGACCUUUCCACCAUCAGUCACUUCAAUGUGAACGAACUAGAUGCUGAAUAUCUCCGGAAACUCUUAUCCCUCAAUAUGCCGAACCUGGAGGAUAUCAAUUUGAGAUUCCGGGAAAGUGCGCGCUCAGGGCUGGACGAGGGACGCUCAACUGUCGUAAUCCCGGAUAAGUGA